CCACGGUUCUCUGAAUCCGCAAAAGAAACCACUAUUUAAGGAGUUAUGUUUCUCAUAACACAGUCUUUUCUAAACAAUACCCUCUCUCACACACAAACCUUUCUUUCUUCCUUCCUUCACUUCCUUCCCCUUAUCCUCUCUUCAGUUACACACAUUCUCAGCAAAACUUUGUGAUCAUUGUUUAUUGCCACAUCCUUAUCCAAUCUUGUGACAGGACUUAAAAAGUGUGUGAUGCAAGCAAUGGAGAAUAACAAUUAUCAGAGAGAAAUAAUGGAAGAGCAAAGGUUUGAAUUGCCACCAGGAUUCAGGUUUCAUCCAACAGACGAAGAACUCAUCACUCACUACCUCUCACAGAAGGUUCUUGAUAGCUGCUUCUGUGCAAGAGCCAUUGGAGAGGCUGAUUUGAACAAGUGUGAACCAUGGGAUUUGCCUUGUAUGGCCAAAAUGGGUGAAAAGGAGUGGUAUUUUUUCUGUGUGAGGGACAGAAAAUACCCAACUGGUCAAAGGACUAAUAGGGCCACUGGUGCUGGAUACUGGAAGGCCACAGGCAAGGACAGAGAGAUAUACAAGGCAAAGACACUGAUUGGAAUGAAGAAAACUCUGGUUUUCUACAAAGGAAGAGCUCCAAGUGGUGAAAAAUCUAACUGGGUCAUGCAUGAAUACAGAUUAGAAAAUGAACAUUCUGUGCAAAAUCCACCCAAAAAGGCCAUGAAUGAUUGGGCCAUCUGCAGGAUUUUCCAGAAGAGUAAUUGUGGGAAGAAAAUGCCCAUUUCUAGGUUGUUGAGGUUCAGCACUUUUGCAAAGGACAUACCUUCAUUGAUGGAUUCUUCUCCAAACAACAACAACAACAGUGAAUCAAAACCUGUUUUGGGGGAGUCAUCACAUGCAACCUGCUUCUCUGAUCCAAACCAAAGUGAGGAUAAAAAAACAGAAAACGAAAACAUAGCUGAAAGCUAUGAAAUCAUCAUGUUGGCAUCUUCAUAUUCUUCAAACCCCUCUGAUGUUUCCCCUGACUCAUGGACUUUUUCCAAAUCUGCCCCUACUGUGUCCCACCAAUCACUCCAAGUUGGAAACUCACACUGCUCAGAUUACUUCAUGCUUCAUCAGGAACAGUCCAUGUUGGGGAUGUUGAUUGAAAACCAUGGAUCAAGUACUGGCCAAAGAACUCAGAAAGCUCAGGAUAAUAAUAAAGACUUUGAUGCUGACAUGUCCUCGGUGAUGUACAACAACAAUGAAAUGUUUCAAAGAUCAUUUGGGAACCAGGAAUAUUCAUCACCUUCUGUAGGACAUGUGUAUUCUAGUGGCCUAUGGGGAUUUUAAAGGUUGAAGGAAAUUAUAUGCAGAUUAAAAUCAGAGAAACUUUAGGGAUUAAAUAUUAUUAUACAUGUAAAUAAAUUGCUUUUAAGCUAAUGUUAUCCUACAAAGAACAGGAAAUUAAUGGAUGUUAUAGUUUUCCAAAGUUGUAUGGGUUGACAGUUUUAUAUUAUAAUAGUAAAUUCUUAUAGUUUUUUUUUAAA
Glycine soja is the source of this 1517-nucleotide messenger RNA. RefSeq names its product NAC domain-containing protein 92-like. The transcript is spliced from 4 exons. Lineage: Eukaryota; Viridiplantae; Streptophyta; Magnoliopsida; Fabales; Fabaceae. The record is from RefSeq and is a predicted model, not a curated record. The coding region runs from base 232 to 1320 and encodes 362 amino acids. Gene Ontology annotation, biological process: regulation of DNA-templated transcription. Gene Ontology annotation, molecular function: DNA binding.